Messenger RNA from Suillus bovinus, 854 nucleotides. RefSeq lists its product as uncharacterized. The coding region runs from base 1 to 678 and encodes 225 amino acids. The transcript has 3 exons. NCBI's taxonomy places the organism in Eukaryota, Fungi, Basidiomycota, Agaricomycetes, Boletales, Suillaceae. The record is from RefSeq and is a predicted model, not a curated record.
AUGUCACUGAUUCCUCUUGCCGCAUCAGCACCUCCCGCUCCAGGCCUUGCGCCACUGGAUCCCGCAGAACACUCCACCGAGAUACACGCUGCCGCCAGGAUAGAUGCUAUUGUUGAUCGAUCUAAUUUAUGUGUAGAUUAUCUCCUCAAUUUUCAAGUUGCCUUCGAACAGGUGAUGCCAAGGCUCCGUCGUAUGCAGCUUGGGUUCGAUGACGCGGUGAUGGGGUUCAAUGACAUGGAGGAGGCGCUUGAUUGGUUAGAGGAGAUGAUCCAAGGAAUGACGGGGACACUCAAGAAGAUGUCACAUGUCGUAGUUGAGAUACUUGAUAGCAUAGAUGAAACGUUUGAUGUCAUGGUGGAAGGGAUUUGUGCAUUGGAGGAGAAGGUCGAAGUGAUAGAAGAUGAUAUCGAUGAAUUGAUCUACGGCGACGGAUUAUGGCCUAUUCGAAUUUGCAAUCAUCGAUGCUCAUCGGAUGAUCCAUUGAUCUGGCCUCCCGUCUCUGAUACUCCCUAUCCAACUGGGAAGCCCGAAACUCUUGCAGAACUCCAAUCAAUGAACGCCGAGAUGUGUACGGCUCUCGCUGCCGCGUUACACCUUCGACCUCCUCCUGGUCAACUUCAGUCCACACUCGAGUGGAGAAGAAAUCAAGUAAUUAAUCAUCUUGGAUGUGCGGAAUGAGUCAUUCUAUUGCGUUGCAUAAUGAUACUAUUAUCUUUGUGUUCGUUAUAGUAAAAUGUUCCUCGGUCGUGUACAUGAUACGUUGUUUAGUCUCUCAUACCCUCUAGUUGUAGGCCACGAUGUGUGAUGGUUAUCCACAUCACCGCAAAAAUAUCGAACGUGUGUAAAGACCGUGA